AUGAAGAUGCUUCUCAAGUAUUAUGCUAAGAUGGAAAAGGAUGGCUAUGGAAUGACUCCCCUUCUGUCAGCCAGUGUGACAGGCCACACAAAUAUUGUGGACUUUCUGACCCAACGUGAACAGACUAGUAAAAUAGAAUGUAUAAAUGCUCUGGAACUUCUAGGAGCAACAUUUGUGGACAAAAAGAGAGAUCUGUCUGGUGCUUUGAAAUACUGGAAGCGAGCUAUGGAAAUGAGAUACAGUGAUAGGACUAAUAUCCUAAACAAACCUGUGCCACAAACACUGAUUAUGGCCUAUGAUUAUGCUAAAGAGGUAAACAGCUCAGAAGAGCUAGAAAAUCUUAUUGCAGACCCUGAUGAGAUGAGAAUGCAAGCAUUAUUAAUUAGAGAACGUAUUCUCGGUCCUUCUCACCCAGAUACAUCCUACUAUAUUAGAUAUAGAGGUGCUGUCUAUGCAGACUCUGGAAACUUUAAGCGAUGCAUCAACUUAUGGAAAUAUGCUUUGGACAUGCAGCAGAGCAAUCUAGAUCCACUGAGCCCUAUGACAGCUAGCAGUUUACUAUCAUUUGCUGAACUCUUCUCCUUCAUGCUGCAGGACAGGGCAAAAGGUCUGCUAGGCACUAUUGUUACAUUUGAUGAUCUCAUGGGUAUACUGUGCAAAAGUGUUGUUGAAAUAGAGCGGGCCAUGAAACAAAUCCAGUGCCCUCCUGAUCCAAUACAGCUCAACAAAGCCCUUUCUAUCAUAUUGCAUUUAAUUUGCUUGUUGGAGAAAGUACCUUGCAGCUCAGAACAGGAGCAUUUUAAGAAACAGACUAUUUACAAGUUUCUUAAGCUUCAGCCUAGAGGGAAGAAUAAAUUCAGUCCACUUCACCUUGCUGUUGACAAGAAUACUACAUGUAUGGGUCGCUACCCAGUUUGUAAAUUCCCCUCUCUACAAGUUACUGCUAUCCUGGUGGAAUGUGGUGCUAAUAUAAAUGUCAGAGACUCUGAUAACAACAGUCCUUUACAUAUUGCUGCACUGAACAACCAUCCAGGCAUCAUGAAUUUUCUUAUCAAGUCAGGUUCACACUUUGAUGCCACAAACUCACAUAAACAAACUGCUAGUGAUUUGCUGGAUGAGAAGAAAAUAGCAAAAAACUUAAUCUAUCCUAUAAAUCAUACUAUGUUGCAGUGUCUUGCUGCUCGUGUUAUAGUGAAUCAUAACAUAUGCUAUGCAGGGCACAUUCCUGAAAAACUAGAGAAAUUUGUUUCGCUCCAUAGAUAG
Molecule: messenger RNA, 1263 nt
Organism: Columba livia (rock pigeon)
Lineage: Eukaryota; Metazoa; Chordata; Aves; Columbiformes; Columbidae
Product: protein fem-1 homolog C-like
Exons: 1
Coding region: 1-1263 (420 amino acids)
Biological process (GO): ubiquitin-dependent protein catabolic process
Cellular component (GO): ubiquitin ligase complex
Molecular function (GO): protein binding
Source: RefSeq, a predicted model, not a curated record